GGAACACUCCAUAUUUUGCUCUCACACCGCAGUUUGAGGUCACGGUGGUUUCGAAGCGCGCUGAAAACCCGAAAAUGGGCCAACUUUGAGGCGGUCUGUCUUACGUUUAACUGCGGGCUUGUGAUCAGAAAUAGUUCCCAGCGUUUGUCUAACUCUUCCUAAGCAUGACUUUUUAUGUGAACGUUUCUAAAUGCUCAUUUCGUCCUGCAAAAUCCACUGGCGCCGAUAGCGGUUGGUUGCUCUGAUUUUUUUUUUAAACUUUCCAAAUUCGUCAGGAUUUGUACUCUAACAAUACACAGACUUCGGGAGAAUAAACUGGAGUCGCGUUUGCGGUCACUAUUAUUAUUUUUUGGGAACAGACAAAAGCGCCUACCAUGGCUGCACGCAUCCCAGCCCCUUUGCACAGAAAACGCUGGCGACACCAGCACGAGGACGCCCCCCUCCCCAUCCCCAUAGCCUCCCUGACAGCAGUGACAGCAUCAGACGACAACUGGUGCUGCUGUACAGGUAGAUUCCAGGGGGACUGUGUGUUGGUGACUGAUCUCCAUGAGAUGACCAUGCUGUACAACAAUGGUUUCUUUGGGAAGGGUACCUUGUCUAAGUGUGGCCCUGGCACGGAUAGGUUCAAGGCAUCGGAGAAGAGGCAUCAUCAGCCCUCACUGUCCUCAACUUUAUUCCAGUGUAGGAAAAGGGCAAGAGUUGAGGUGGAACCUACAUCUGCAGUUGACAACAGCACGAUGGUGGCAGAGACCUCGCAGUGUGAACAACUGGACCAGUUCGACCCACUUUGGAGUGGUCAGAAUGACACAGAUCAGCACAGAACAGGAGCUGGGAACAAUACAGAAGAUUCCCAGGAUCCUGCCACACAGGACUGGCCAGGAGGGGACAGCAGCUGUUGGGAGCUGUCCGAAGAUAGGACAGCACAUGGACAGCCUGAUCAGCCCUACUCACAGUUAAUGGGUGCAGCAGCAACCAUACAGUCAUCUCAAAGAACUACCUGUGCUCAUGUAGAAUCAACAACACAGAGAAAGGAUUUAGAGGAAUGUUUUGCUUCAGGGAGACCUGGCAGUAGUAAGGGUACCACAGAACAGAAGUGUGAGACCGGCCACACAGAGACUGGUGUGUCCGACACAGAACAUGGUCAGGAAAACUACGGUGUGAGACCAAAGGAUUGUGCAAAUCAAGAAGACAAGAUUAGUGGCUCAGAAGACCAAAGCAGAGUUGGAGAGUUCUUGCAGUUAAGUCUGGAGGAAGCGUUUUUCCUGAGUUAUGGUCUUGGCUGUUUGAGUGUUCUUGAUGGGUCUGGCCGUCCGAUGACACUGGUGGAAAUGUGGCAACGCUUCAGCCAGACCCAACAUGACUUCAUCCAAAACUACAUUGUGUACCACUACCUGCGCAGUAAAGGCUGGGUACCUCGGGCUGGGGUGAAGUAUGGAGCACCCUGGGUUUUGUACAGGAAAGGGCCCAGGUUCUACCACUCCAGCUACUCUGUAGUGGUGCAGACCGUGGAUGGAGACAGACUGACACCUUCCCGCGGUCUGUCCUGCUGUCGCUCCUGGCACCUCCUGGCUGGUAUGGACAGAAUCACCCAGCAUGUGGGGAAGGAGGUACUGUUGUGUUUUGUGGUGAGACCAGCAGACUUGACCGAGGAAGAGGAGACCUCUCCCAGCUGCAUCUCAAGGUUCAGAGUCCAGGAAGUUGUGAUGAAGCGAUGGGUUUCCUCUCAAGAGAGGGAAGAGCGGGAAGAGGACCACUGAUGUUACAUCACUGUUCUAUAGCCAGCCUGACU
This is a messenger RNA of Branchiostoma belcheri (Belcher's lancelet), 1789 nucleotides long. Its product is annotated as tRNA-splicing endonuclease subunit Sen2-like. Lineage: Eukaryota; Metazoa; Chordata; Leptocardii; Amphioxiformes; Branchiostomatidae. Gene Ontology annotation, cellular component: tRNA-intron endonuclease complex. Gene Ontology annotation, molecular function: nucleic acid binding; tRNA-intron lyase activity. The record is from RefSeq and is a predicted model, not a curated record. Gene Ontology annotation, biological process: tRNA splicing, via endonucleolytic cleavage and ligation; tRNA-type intron splice site recognition and cleavage. Bases 375 to 1757 code for a protein of 460 amino acids. The transcript is spliced from 6 exons.